Protopolystoma xenopodis is the source of this 312-nucleotide messenger RNA. Lineage: Eukaryota; Metazoa; Platyhelminthes; Monogenea; Polystomatidea; Polystomatidae. The record is from the annotation of a GenBank genome assembly.
AUGACACCAUUGGCUCUGGCGCCCAUCUCAGAGACGACCGACAAAGUAGGAUUUGUCCGACGUUCAUGCUUGGUCCGUUCGUUUGAAUCGGACCAUAACAUUACUCAAAUACAAAAAAGUUCUGAGCCUUCACAACAGCAAGCCGAGAGCAGAACCAUUGUCAAGCAGACAAGGAAACCGAGGAUGAUCGCCUCUGACUCAUUACUUUCUGGUUCUGAGGGAGCCAAUAAACGUGAUUUCUUCUUUCCAGAGUCUGAUAUUCGUCUGAUUGGGUUGCCUUUACUCAAGAGUCCUGAGGUAAGUGUGAUUUGA